Molecule: messenger RNA, 6697 nt
Organism: Rhopilema esculentum
Lineage: Eukaryota; Metazoa; Cnidaria; Scyphozoa; Rhizostomeae; Rhizostomatidae
Product: steroid 17-alpha-hydroxylase/17,20 lyase-like
Biological process (GO): progesterone metabolic process; hormone biosynthetic process
Molecular function (GO): iron ion binding; heme binding; steroid 17-alpha-monooxygenase activity
Source: RefSeq, a predicted model, not a curated record
UUUAAAUUUAUAGCUCAAAUACGCCACAAGAUCCUUUGCAUUACCAACGCGCUCUACCAAUCUGCAGAACAGCCUCUUCCUUUUAUUCUUGAAUGGGGUAUUAAACUCAAUGAAAAAUUUAUAGGUUUUCAAGGUAGCAGCUAGACUGGCCCUUGGAAUUUUUUACGUACAAUUUAUGGUUGUUAUAGAUGCAUAUUUCUUUGAGUAAAUCUGAUAUAUAUUUGUUGCAGAUUUAUCAUAACCAUGUCCGUUAUAAUUAAAAUCGCAUGUAAAUUUUUUUGGUCAUAUUCAAUUGGCCAAUUUCUGAUUUGUGAUUAACCGCUAGCUGCUCUUCUUGUUAAUUAACAUCAUUUGUUCAACCGAUCUCCCAUUGUAAUGUACGAAUUAUGAAUCCAUAAUUACCCUACAGUAGUGUCAUACCAAGACUGCUAGAGUCAAUGGCAAAGGUGAAGUUUAUGCCAUCGAUGGAAGCAUCUCCUGCUAUUUUUGAGGCCCCGUGACUGUGACUGAGAUACUCUUUGUUAAAUGAGCAAACUUGGUUAUUUGACAAUUUACUUUCUUUUUUUCCUUAACACGUAAGCCUUUUGCAGGUUUUGCUAUAACGAUGCUUGUGAAAACAUUUUCCAAUCUAAACUAGAUUUGAUCAAAGUGUUCAUAUCAAUGGGAAAGGCAACGGAUUUAGGAAUUCUCACGAGUGUUACCAUCACUCGACGUCAAAAUAGAACAAACCUUGUCGUUGGGUUUUAAGGGCAAAUGAAAUUGUACUUCUUAGCUUGGGCUCGAAUUCUAAAGCACGGAAAGAGUUCAAGCUUUUACCCGAGAUACUAAUUUAAGGAUUUCUGUCUUUUUUAUCCUAUUCCACCCAAUUAGUUCCAAAUUGGUAAAGACUUGCACGAGGUCUGCAUGUAAAAGCGUAAUUAGCAUUGUCACACCACUUGCGUUAGUUCGUUCAUAAAGGCUGGUUUUUAUAACAGCGUAUAUCAACGCAUUUCAUCGCGAUUCAGGUCCACGAUUUUCACGAUAUAUGAAAAUCACGGUAUAUGAGAACCAAAACACGUAAUUCAUCUUAAGUUAUUAUAAUUCGACGUAUUUUGUCGGGAGAAAACAAAUUUUUCGAUUUGUUCCGAUGAAGUACGUCGAAUAACGUUGAAUUGCGUUCUAUUAAGGCUGGUUUUCAUAUAACGUAUUUCGCCGUAUUUCAUCGCAAUUCAGAGUCUACGAUCAAUUAAGAUAAUUUCCGUUAUAUGAAAACCGACCAAAUUUUAUGAAAACCACCUAUCGUAAAUAAUCCUAAUAUAACGUAAUUCAACGUAAUUCGACGUAAUUCAUCGGAAGAAAUGAAAAAAUGUUGGUUCUCCCGACAAAAUACGUUGAAUUACGAUAAAUUAAGAUGAAAUACUUUUUUCGAUUUUCAUAUAACGUGAAAAUCGUGGACCCUGAAUUGCGAUGAAAUGCGUCGAAAUACGUUAUAUGAAAACCAGCCUUUAGGAUUGUUCAAGAUUAGUGGUUUUCAUGAAAUUUGUUCAGUUUUCAUAUAACGGAAAUAAUCUAAAUUGAUCGUAGACUCUGAAUUGCGACGAAAUACGCCAAAAGACGUAUAUUUAUUUCACAUCUAGGUGUGUAUACUAUGCAGCUUCAAAAAAAUUAAUCAUUUUACCCAACGCAUUUUCAAAACGCCCAUCCGUUAACUGCGUGCGAGUACUAGAAAUGAGAAAAAUGUAUAUGGAUGACUCUUCUUUUAAGAGUGUUUGUUCCGUCUCAGGAAGGUGACUCGCAUUUUCAUCAAAAUUAGAGAAAAAAUUUCAAAUGUAUUUCGAAAAACGUAAAGAAAACUGCCAAAAAUGUUGCGAAAUUCCAUAUCUGUUUUUAUCGAUUUUCCAUAUCUGAUUUUUUAAAGAUUUUUGUCAAAGAGUCAAGAGUCAAAUUAAGUUGGGAAUCUUCAUCGCGAAACAUGAUUUUCAUUUUUGGAAUGCAAAAGCAAAUCGUAAGAAUCUCUACUUAUAGAUACGGUUGCCGCUGAAAUUUUUAUCAGAAAAUGAUCAGAGCUUGGAAUUAGCAGUGUUAAUGCCUGCUUAGCAAUGUUUUUUGUAAAAGAAAUCUAUUGAAUUUCUAUGGAAACGUCAAUCUUGCACAAGCCUCGAAAAUGUUGGGGUUUAUUGGCAUAAAGUAAGCAUAGAUUCAAGGGGCACUUUUUUUAUGUGCAAUAUUUAAUUUACCAUACGUCGAGACCAUUUGUGGCAUCUUCCAAAAGGUGGUAUUUGGAAGCAGAUUCAUACUGCAAAUUGAAGACUAGAAACAGGCAGAAGCAAGAAGCGAAUUGGCAUGACUUAAGUUGCUGAAGUUGAUUCUAUUAUUUUAGCUGCAGUCUACUUACAUUGGCCAACAGCACUGUAUGUAGAGACCUUAAGGACAUUCCCAACCUUAUUCCAACACACUGGCAUCUUAAGUAAACAUUCUUUUUCAGAUACGUGAGUCCUUUGCGAUUGCUAAUUUGUUUAUUAAAUAAGGAUGUAACAUUUUUACUAAAGAGAUAUUGUUAUUUAAACUAUUUUAAGUACUGAUUUACAAACGUUUUAUGAUAUGUCAAAGCAGUUUCAUCUCCCGGGCAUGGGGUCGUACUCCCCUUUCCGAGACUGAGAGGCUUUCUACGGAUUUGUGGUGGGGCUAAAGCACUUUUCGGGUUACCUGAAAGCUCACUAGCCCCAAAACCACACUUUCGUGGUCCCUGCCCUUAGAUGUAGGAUUUCUUUCUUUAUUUAACCACAUAGUACAUACACCAAACUUUGAAAUGCAAAUGCUCGAACAGAACUCAAACUGAUUUUCGGAGCCGUCCUGUACACAGAAGGAAAAGCAAUGAGAAUUCCACUUCUGCUGGACACAUGUAAUUAUCCCUCAUGCAUAUGUUAAUGCUACACGUUCUUUGUCUUUUAAGUAGAUUUUGAAUAGAAGAAGGUGCGAAUUUUUGUUCAAGUUGCAGCUGAAAUACACUUGGUAUUCAGCACUGAUGUUUGUAAUCUUUUAAGAAAACCUCUUAAGGAUGUCUUCUUAAGGAAACUUUUUUAUUUAUAUUGAUUUGAGAAUGAGGCAUGGAUCAGUUUACAGUACCGGAGGCACAGCGGGGAGAAGCACCCUACAAUUUCUAAGCACUUGCCUCUGGUUUUAUUACCAAUAUUGGACAAAAAUACUUUUUAUCGCACCAAUAAAACGCAGGGAAAAUUCAAUUUUAGGUGAGGGAGCAAAAACCUCCAAAAACAAGCAACUUUCCCAAAGUGAAAAAAUUUAACGACAAGAGCUGUAUUUUAACUGACAAUUCAGCAAAAGCUGGGGUGGAUGGCUCUUGCAUUUUCUUCCUUGUGUUUACAACUGCGUAAUGGUGUUUCAUAAUGGCAUCGAAUGUUUCUGAUUAUUUUUGUGAUCACUGCUGUAAAUGUUGAUCAUCCCCUUGAUUUCUUAAUCAUGCAGAUCUUGCUUGAAAAACAAAACGGUCAUUUUUGUCUCAUCUAGAAUAUAGCCCUCCUGACAGACUGUAGUUGCGCCUCGAUGGCUCAAUGACGUAGCAACCAUUACCAAUUUUAAGCCACGGACUCGUGAACAUUGAGCAUUCACAUCGGUGUUUUCAGUCCAGCCUCUACACACAUUGCAUUAUAACGUCCUAUUACACGCAUUUAGCUUUUACUUGCCUAAGAUCGAUCUAUCUAACCAGUAAAGAUAAUACAUGAAAAGUUCGAGACGUUUAAUGUAUUAUAACGUUUCAUUUCUUUAGUCGUGGCUGUAUGCCCAACAGUUUUAGUUCUGAAAUAUUUCGCUGCAUUUGAGAAAAUUUUAGAAAAGUUGUUUAUUUGUAAAAGUUGUUAGAAAAGCUAUUCUGUAGCGAUUGCUGAAUUGCGAUUGCAUUAAGAGAACAGGUGAUAGUUGAGACGUCAUAACCAACUUUCCAUAAGACCUUAUUAAACGAAGAAAGUUGGCAAAAGGCAUUGUCCAAUGCAUCUAAUGUGUAUUGUGAUGUUUUGCUUGUUGUGAGUGUCAAUGUAUUGUUGUAGCUGGUUGUAGGCGUAACGGCCAUAUGAAACAAUCAUAUUUAUAUUUUUACGCUAAAGGUAUAAAAUUUGUUAAGAGGAUAACUGUGUGUUUUGUUUCGAAGGUGGAAUAUCAGCUUUGCAGGUGCGCAAGGAAUUUUUUGUGGUUCAAAGAGAAGUAGUUCUCGAUACUAAGUUAUUUGCGUUGCUUAUCAAGGAUUGCUUUUAUCAGUCAUUCAUUUUCAAGGCUUGUGUCGAGACAUAAGUGAGAAUUUCAGCUUGUUGAAUUGUACAAAGGCUGUGAAUGAGGAUGACUGGAAAAUACGACUGUAGACAAACAAAUGCUGUUUGUUAUUUGAAUGGUAUGCGACGGAGCACAGACUUAUUUCAGUCAUGUGGUUAAUGAUCAUCUUGUCCUCCACAAUUCUCUACGUCAUUGCCCACGUGUCAUUCCACUUUCUGAAGCAGUAUUACAAAAACUUGCCACCAGGUCCAGUGCCUUUCCCAAUAAUUGGCAACUUACACUUACUCGGCUCAAGCCCCCACGUUUCAAUGAAACAAAUCUCUCGCAAGUAUGGUGAUAUAUAUCGAAUUCAUUUUGGAUCAGAGUUGGCUAUCGUUGUCACUCAAAUUGAUCUGGCACUCGAGGGGUUGAUACAGAAAGGUGUCGAUUUUGCUGGCAGGCCCAAAACAUACACCCUGGACCUCGCAAGUGGUAAUGGGAAAGGUAUAGCCUUUGCAGAUUAUGGACCAAUGUGGCGACUUGUACGAAAGAUAGGCCAUUCUUCGCUAAGGAUGUACGGAGAUGGGCUGAAAAACCUUGAAGCACUCAUUAUCAAAGAAAGCGAAGAACUGCACAAGAGGCUGGAUCAAAAUGUCGGAAAAUCAAUCAAUCCACAUCAUAAUAUCGCUUUGGCAAUUAUGAAUGUGAUUUGUGCAAUGAUUUUUGGAUCGCGUUAUGAUUUGGACGACGAAGAAUUCCUUUCGAUCGUGAACUCAAAUGUUACAUUUGUCAGAGCAUUCGAAUACGACAAUCUAGUCGAUAUAUUUCCAUUGCUACGACUUCUGCCUAACAAACGCUUGAAAAUGAUAAAGAAAGCAUUGGCUAUAAGAGAACCAGUACUAACCAGGCAAUUGCAUGAGCAUCGAAGGAAAUUCGACGGGGAGAGCGUGCAUGAUCUUACUGAUGCAUUAAUCAAAGCAGCUCAAGAUGCUAUCGAGCAUGAUAAACAGGCCAAGGAGUUCUUAACAGACGACCACCUAUACAAGAUAAUGGAUGACAUGUUCGGAGCUGGUUCCGAAACAACAACGACAACAAUGCGAUGGGCCUUCUUAUUCUUCGCCCGCUGGCCUGAAGUCCAAGACAUAGCAUAUGAAGCUAUGAUGCGCAAAAUUGGAACAGCGCGACUGCCAGUUGUCAGUGACCGCGCGGAUCUUCCUUACGUUGACGCAAUUGUCCACGAAGUGCUACGUAUGGCAUGCAUCGCUCCGUUUGCUGUGCCGCACAAGACAACAUGCGACACGACACUUGGAGGGUACAACAUUGCAAAGGGAACACAGAUUUUCUUUAAUAUUUGGGCGAUGCAUUUUGACAGCCGUGAAUGGGACGACCCAUUCGUUUUCAAGCCGGAGAGAUUUAUUGAUGAAUCUGGCAAUAUCGUUCCGGGAAUGCAACGAAGCUACCUCCCAUUCUCAGCCGGACGAAGGGUCUGCCUGGCCGAGUUACUUGCCAAAGUUGAACUUUUCCUACUCAUUGCUCGCAUGCUGCAUCAAUACAAGUUUUUACCGGACCCUGAUGAACCUUUACCGGAUAUAGAAGGGAUCUACGGAUUGUUUCUCGCCCCCAAACCGUAUAGAAUUAGAAUAACGCGACGAAACACCAACUGCAACUUAUAAAUAAAUGAUUAAUGUACAGGCAUAUAUAGAUACACGACUCGCAAUAACUGCUAUUUUGUUUGAUUUUAAAGGAGACGUGUAAGAUGCUCAAGGAUUUCCUGUUUGGGGAUCUUUACCUUGCAUAAAUUGAUCGGUUAACUUUUCUAGAACCAAGCAGUCAAGAAUUUUAAAGAUAGAAUCCUCAUACAAAAAUUUGAUAGAUUCUUUUGGAUAAAAAUCUCUAAACAACUAUAUCUAAAUUCCUUUAUCUCCAAUUUUGAUUAAUAUGCCUGAAUGACGUCAUGCAAUACAAAACGAUUGCUUCUUGGUGACCGAAAUAAUCCGAAUGUACCCUAUAGUAUCUUAUCAUUUUGUACUUUGCCCGUAGCUUUUUGUUCUGUUCCUCGUCUCCGAUUGCGUUUUUACAUAAGAUAAUUAUUGCAUUAUUGUUAUACAGUUGCUUGUAGCAUCACAUGCUAAACAAAAUAUUCCAAAUAAUUUUAAGAUUUUUGUAACUUAAGUAACGUCGCUCUAUGUUAGUUGGUAGUAAGCAUAAGUUAAUUGAACUAGAUUUGUACCUUGUGUGUUGUUUAUUGUUUGUUUGUUAAUUUCGUGAUGUUUUGUUUGUUUAUGUGUUUGCAUAGACAUCUAAGCAUUUCUCACUGGGAGCGGAACUUGGCAUUUGCCAAUUGUAACUUAACCUACUUAGGGUGUUAACUGUAUGUACCCUGGAAAAUUUCGUAAUAUUGAGUAAUUAUUGCCUUGCAAGGCCAUCUGUGUAAGCAAAAUGCAUAAAGCAAAAAUGA